AUUUAAAACCGGAACAAACAGAAGGAGCAGAGGCAGAGCAGAGCUAGUUGUUGAGUGUUUCAGUUCAGGUGUUAUUACGUAUUAAACAGACACAGUACAGCGUGUGUGUGUGUGUUUGUAAAAUACGUUUUUUUUUUUUUUUUUUUAACUGACGGGAGGAUUUCAGCUCAUCCGUGCCGCAGCUGGGAGAAGAAGUAGAGCUGAAGAUGAGAGCACAACAUUAGCCAAACACCAGGAUUUUAUGUUUUUAUUUUCUUUUUUUCUUUUUUUUUAUCAGUGUGAGUUUAUUAUUUUUUAAUAAUUUGAAUUAUAAUGAAGGGCUCCCACUCUGCCAUGUCCAGCCGGAGCAGGAGGAGGAGCGGCGGGGCGGUCGGGCUGCUGUACACGCUGCUCGGUGCGUGUCUCUGGGCUGCGGUGGUCGGGUACAAGCCGGUGAUCAUUGUGCACGGUUUGUUCGACAGCUCAGGGGAUUUUAAAAACUUACAGCGGUUCAUUAACGAGUCUCAUCCUGGAACAAAUGUGACGGUCAUCGACUUGUUCGACAGAAGUGCCAGCCUGCAGCCCAUGUGGAAGCAGGUGGAGGGAUUCAAGGCAGCUAUUUACCCAAUAAUGCAAAACGCAGCAGACGGAGUUCACUUCAUCUGCUACUCUCAAGGUGGACUGGUUUGCAGAGGAAUCCUCUCUACUCUGUCCGACCACAACGUCCACUCCUUCAUCUCUCUGUCCUCGCCUCAGGCCGGGCAGUAUGGAGACACGGACUACUUAAAGUACCUCUUCCCUCAGUUUGUCAAGUCCAAUCUAUACCACCUCUGCUACACCUCAAUAGGUCAAAGGAUAUCCAUCUGCAACUACUGGAACGACCCCCACCACAGAGACCUGUACGUGAACAGCAGUGAUUAUUUGGCUCUGCUCAACAGUGAGAGACCCAAUCCUAAUUCAACAGAGUGGAAGAAAAACUUCCUCAAGAUCAAGAAGUUGGUGUUGAUUGGCGGACCAGACGAUGGAGUCAUCACUCCCUGGCAGUCGAGCCAGUUUGGAUUUUAUGACGACAAUGAGACUGUUGUUGAGAUGCAGCAUCAAGAUUUGUACUUGAGAGACGUUUUUGGUCUGAAGACGCUGGCAGCUCGCGGGGAUCUGAUCCUCUGCUCUGUUCCUGGCGUCGAACACGUCUGGUGGCACUCGAACGAGACUGUGUUCCACCUGUGUAUGGAGAAGUGGCUGGUAUAGAAUAAGACUCCACGCAGCACACACACACAGAUACACACACAUCUUACAGUUUUAUAAGCUCUGAACUUCCAGCAUGUAUGAAAGUCUGCCUCUAUGACCACUGUGUAUUAUCCUCACACACAUUUGUGAGUCUUCUCUUAAGUUUGUGUUUCUAAAGAUACAUAGAAAUAGUUUGACAUUUUGAGAAAUGUGCUUAUUGUCUGUGUGAUAUGAAGCUAGUGAACAUGUACACAGGUGUUUUUUAGAACCAAUAUUUUCUUUUAAAAAUCUCUGUCCACAUGAAAAUGCAAAAUCACGGUCAAGAGCAUGUCAAACCAGCAGGGGGCGAUACAACCCUAACUGGAUUAUUGGAUCCUUUAGGAUAAUAACAAUGACACCACGUGCCAAAAACGUUUCUACAUGUCAACACUGAAAACAGUUUCUAAACCUUGCGAAUGGUAAAUUUUCAGUGACUAUAAAAGCAUGAAGAUAGAAGAAGCAGUGUUUAAAAAAGAAUACCUGCGUACAUGUAGACGAGGCCUAACUAAGUAAAUAAGUGCAUUUCCCUAAAUGUCAAACUCUCAGUUUCUUUUAAACCUUGUUGCUGCUCUCAGACUGAACAAACACAAAGGCUUCCACAAACCUGGUAAAGGUUUAACUGUUAUCAUGUCCUUAUGGUCCUGAAAAGGAAACGCAAAUCUGACAUUAAGGAAGCACUCCAGCAAUUUGGUAUUGCAAUUCCAUGAGGUGAAUGUAGCAGAGGCUGAAGGUCCUUACUUCCGUUACCAAGGUUUCCCAAAAUCCUGCAAUUUCUGUUAUUAUAGUAUUUUUAUCAGACCAUCUCUACCUGAUGAAAACCCACGUCUUCUCACCUCCAAGCUGUGGUAAAACCCUGAUUAAGAGGCCAAUACUGUGUACUCCAUCAGAUCUACUUGUUGGAUAGUCAGACAUCUUCUCUCUCCUUUUUUUUCAUUCUUUACACAAGUAUUUUCACUGUCAGUUUUCAUGAGACACAACCAAGUGCAACACAAUGAAUGUCUUCCAGGAGAGACUGUCUGAAAAGGUGAGCUGUUAUCUUUGUUUAGUGCCCCUUUAAUUUGUAUUGAAAAUGUUAAUUUAUUACUCUAAAAUAUGGAUACAUGCAUACAUACAGUUCACCCAUGUGUGUGUCUGUGUGCGUUUGCUCACACGUACCUCAAAAACACCACAGAACACAACAGUGCCUGAGCGAUGUUCUGUCAUCUAUGUGUACAGACUCACUGCCCUGCUCAUCUUAUGAUGCAGUAAAUUGUAUAUUUUUAUCCUUCCAUUUUUAUCCUUAUUUUUAUUAGUGUGCACAUCUGAUCAUGAAUAUCAGUGUCAUUAUCAUGCAGUGCUAUGGAGCUGUACUCUAUUGCUUUAGUAGAUCGAGCCUUAAAAUUUCCCCUCAUGCCUCAAUGUUUCAUGUCCAUUACCUAAGUGCUAUGACACACUGCCUUUAGUGACGGUGCUAAAAAUGAUGAUGGAGAUGUGGAGUGGCUGGAGAGUGGCAGUGAUACAGUAUAUUAGUGUUUACUUGUCCACCAAACUAUUGUAUGUGGCACUCUUUACCUCCCAUCGCAUUUAGAUAUCUCAGGCGUUUGGUCAACUUUUCAUGUUUGUUCGUCUAUGGUUUAGAAAAAGGGAUUCGUUUCUCUUAAUUGUUUGCAUUUUGUUGGAUGUUUUUUGCUGCCUGUUGUGCUUACAGAAGAGGAAAAUGGAAAUAUCUACUGUGUGAUAUAUAUAAAAAAAACAAACCAAAAAAAAAAAAACAAAACAAAAGAAGUGGAAAAAUCUGCAUUGCACAAUGUUUAACCAGAUAAAGAAAAGGGAAAGAAUGUUUUUAACUAUUUAAAGUUGUCAAAUUUGAAAUAUUAUUUUAAUAUUGUUUGCUUGUGCAAAUUAAUUGACCGACUCUAACUGCAUAAAUUAUCGAUUUAAGGGAUAUCCUCUCAGUUCAAUCAUCCUGCAGAUAUUAAACGUGGAUAUGAACACUUUUUUAAACUUAAACAGAAAUUACUAUUUUGACAUUGACCCACAGUUUCUACAGUAUUUGGUCUGAAUUAAGUAUCAAAUGUUGUUAAUUCCUCAAUAAAAGACAGUUUUGAACAUC
Molecule: messenger RNA, 3337 nt
Organism: Lates calcarifer (barramundi perch)
Lineage: Eukaryota; Metazoa; Chordata; Actinopteri; Centropomidae
Gene: ppt2b
Product: palmitoyl-protein thioesterase 2b
Exons: 8
Coding region: 313-1227 (304 amino acids)
Cellular component (GO): lysosome
Molecular function (GO): thiolester hydrolase activity
Source: RefSeq, a predicted model, not a curated record